Molecule: messenger RNA, 2118 nt
Organism: Orbilia oligospora ATCC 24927
Lineage: Eukaryota; Fungi; Ascomycota; Orbiliomycetes; Orbiliales; Orbiliaceae
Exons: 5
Coding region: 1-2118 (705 amino acids)
Source: RefSeq, a predicted model, not a curated record
AUGCUGAACUCAGGAGUCCCUCAAAAAGCCAUACAGGCUAUCCUCCUCCUCGCCUUACUUCCCCUUCAGAUUACAGCAUGGUAUAUGCAACAAGCCACCACCCAAAGCGUGCCACACUACCGCGACGGCCGUCGAACCGGCUCCGAACCCGCCUAUCUCUCCCAAUCUAGUGACGAACCUUUAACCUUCCAGUCUUGUAUAACAAUAAACUGGGGUAACCUAAACGAUAACACCAAAAUCAACUUCUUCUCUCUUGCCAGAGACCCCCCCGCUGUAUGGGAUCCAUUGAAAACUGCCAAUGAGAAUCUAAAAUACAGUGUCAGGGGUAUCGUUUUCUUCGAAGGGGCGCAUUGUGAGCCAUUGACGACUCGAGUAAUCUUCCGUCUUCGGGAUACUUACACACCUCAGAGCCACCUUUUUCUUACAUCUACGCCUAUGACACCCUCGUUGAGACUAGGCAGCUGGAGGCCCAUGUGGCUGUAUGGCCAAGAUGGUUACUCCGAUAGUUUAUCGAAGAUAGAUCCCGGAGACUUUAGGUUAUUCCCACCCCCUCGAGAUCUAGAGCGAAUCGUACAACAGCAAUUUCCUUUAAUCAAUCAGGGUCUUCGGCAAGAGCGGCAAGAUCCAGUAAUGAACCAACAGCAACAAACCCAGCAGAACCUAAUAAAUAUAGAGCCUCAAACCCAGCAGCAAGAACUGCCAGGGCUUACACGGAUCCAACCUGGUACACGCCAACAAAUCGAAAACCAGAGAAAUGGGAACCCAAACCGGAAUCAAGGAAACCAAGGGAAUCAAAGGAAUCAAGGAAAUCAAAGAAACCAAGGGAGCCGAAACAGAGGGAAUCAAAGGGGCCAAGGGAGCCGAAACAGAGGAUAUCGGAACCAAGCCGGCCAAAUACAACAGCAGAGAAAUCCCGACCCGAGGGAACAACUAACCUUCGGCGAAAUCAUUAGAGAAGACCUAGAGGAAGAAGAAGAGGAAGAGGAAGUAAUGAGUCCAAGAAAUGCACGACUCCAGCAGCUUACAAUUCAAGUAGAAAACCUCCAGAGGCUUUUUAAUAAUAUGUUAGCUGAGAGGCAGAAUGCGCGGAACAAUCCCGACCCCACCGAUGAAAUAUUCGAAGAACAAAAGGAAGACUAUAUUGAGCCCACUCAAUCCGAUGACUUAAUUGUAAGCCCCAGGUUCGGCGGUCAGCAGGAUCCUAGUCACCAACCCAACUAUGGCGACAUUAACCAAUUCUUUAGCAUGACCAACGAAGACCAAGGACAGAAUAACUACGACCAAGAUUUCUUGAACCUUGAACGAUCAAAUUCUGGAGCUCAAUACCUUGACAGAAUGUUUAUACCCCCUUUAUCACGCCAGGGAAGUUUUAGCUUUCAGUUUCAAGAUCCGGACGAUAAUUUAUUUGCGAAUACCAUUCCAGAGUCACAAACACAGGAAGUAGAAGAGGGUGAAUCAUCACGGAUUCAAGAAGAGCCAGUUGAGAGUAAUCAACAAGUGGAACCGGAAGCUAAUUCCCAAAGGGAAGAAACCGAAGAGAACCCAGAAGCCCAAGACCAAAUCAGCGAAGAACCCGUUCAAAACCAAGGCACGGGAUCCCAAGCCCAGCUUCAAGAGAACGUUCAGCCUCAGGGGGACCAACCAACAAUAAAUAACCAACGGGUCCCAGAAACCGAGAUCGAAAUGCCCCCACCUCGCCGACCAUCCCAAGCUAGGACAUACCCAUUCGAUAUCGGCCCAGCACUAGAAAACAACCGCCUCCGGUACGCCGAAUCAGUAAACCGUAAAUUACUCAACCCCUACCUCGAUAACGUAGGGAAGAUCCUUGCGGGCACUGGGAAAACGAUACAAGAAACUCUAGCCAUUAUGGCAGCGGAUCCUGAUAUAGAGCACACUGAUAUAUAUACCGCAGAGAUCGAGCGAUUAAUACGUGUUCGGAAACAAUACUUAGCCAUGAACGAUGAUAAAUGCCUUGAAGCGGUGAUAAAUGCCGGCAAGAAAUGGAAAGAAAAUAACUCCAUGGUCAUUGGCCCUCAGGGUGGGAAUCAGUAUGCCGGCCAGCAAGCUGGUCCGCAAUACGGAAGCCUGAAUGGUGGCCUUAAACGCGAAGAUGUAUAA